Molecule: messenger RNA, 534 nt
Organism: Fusarium vanettenii 77-13-4
Lineage: Eukaryota; Fungi; Ascomycota; Sordariomycetes; Hypocreales; Nectriaceae
Exons: 1
Coding region: 26-433 (135 amino acids)
Source: RefSeq, a predicted model, not a curated record
CAUUCAUAAAAAACAACAUCACAAAAUGUCGUCCUUUAGAUGCAUCGUCCCUCCUGGUCCCAGCGCCGAAUGGAGUACAGCAUACCACUACUCUCAAGCCGUCGAUCUCGGAAACGGCUUCUUCAAGAUCUCGGGUCAAGGCGGUUGGGAUGAAAACAGCGAGAUCGCAUCCGAUACUCGGAAAGAGGUUGAGCUCACCAUUCAGCACAUCGACGACGUGCUCAAAGCUGCAGGCCUUCGUGGCUGGGAGGACGUGUACUACAUGCGGUCCUACCACACAGACAUCGACACUACGCUGCCCAUCAUUGCAGAGGUGCUUAAGAAGAGAAUUCCGGGGCAUCGGCCUGGGUCUACGGCCGCUGGGGUUACUAGGUUGGCGCUUCCGACUAUGACGCUUGAGAUUGAGGUUGAUGCGAAGAAGCACUCGGGUUGAGUAGCAGAAUUUUAUUACAGAGGAGGCAGUUGUUACUCUCACAUGUAUUCUCCCAGAAGACUAUCGUCAGCAAUCCCGAACAAGGUGUUUUCCGCUGCAAG